UUCUGCACGAUUGUUUGAGUUAACCAACGCAGAAAGGCACUAGAAAGACGGAGUGAAAUAAGUCUGUAUCUUAAGAAGACUGGCUGGGGGAUGUGAAUGAUCUAUUCUUGUAACAGUAGGCUACAGCCUGCGUUAAAUAGCCAGCAGAAGGGAAACAAACAAACGUCCCUUGCCAGAGCUUGGGUGCGAAAACGGACACUCGCGCACAAACGCUUUCGUCGAUCUGAAUGCGCGUUUAGAGAUGAAAGUGAAGCAAGUCUGCGGCGCAGGUGUCCCGUGUACAACCGAAGAGGAUUUAAAACAUUCAGUAAUAACUCCGGAGGAUGUGAUCGGGCUGCAGAAGAUCACAGACAUCUAUCACACGAGGCUCUCAUCACACAGACCCUGAGGCAUGUUUUUGAUGGCUCUCCUGGUUCAUGUGACCUGCUAUGUCACAUACAGAUACAUGUCGCAAAAAUAUGAUUACCUUUGUGGUCCAGAGCAGAACACACACAGCAUUGACUUCACCAGAUUCAGAAUCAGAGACAUGGAGAGCGGCACAGUUCUGUCGCCAGGAAAUCGCCAAACCGCCUGCCACAGGGUGAAGUUCACUGUAGGAGACGCUUCCAUAAACAAUUUCCGUAUGAUCGAGAGGCAUUAUUUCCGUGGACAACUGCUGAAAAGCUUUGACUUUAAGUUUGGCUUCUGCAUCCCCAGCAGUAAAAACACGUGCGAACACCUAUACGAGUUUCCACCUCUUUCUGAAGAAACAAGUACAACAAAGAAACAAGUGCAUGACAUGAUGCUUCACCCUUAUGAGACGCAGUCUGACAGCUUUUACUUUGUGGACAACAAGCUCGUAAUGCACAAUAAGGCAGAUUAUUCCUACAACGGAGGACCGUAAGAACACUUUCAUCACAUGCAAAGUUUGAAUGGACUGGUACAGCACUCGAAACGACAUCUAGGCCGUGUUUGUGGUGCUCAGGAUGUGUGUGUUUGUGUCCAUGUGUGUGCAAGAGAAAAUGUCAGAAUGGGCCUGUACUCGUCGUGCAUAUUUCGUACACCGAUUUUGUAAAACUGUUUGAUAUUUGGUUUCUUACGUACUGUGUUUCUCUUUGAGUGUGUAAGCUUGUAAGUAAUGUAAUAGAAUACUGUUAUGAACAAAGAUCUGUGUCUUUUGUGCGUAAAGUAUUGGCCUCUGUGUAUUUAUUGUCCCAAAUAAUUCUACAAAAUGAACUUUAUUUACAUAUUGCCAUUGGCAGUCAAACAUAUAGUCCUGCAUAAAACUCACUUCAUCAUAAUACCGGGUCCCGAAUGCAUAAACAGAAGGUCUGAUAAAGAUAUAGUACUCAGUUUACAGUAAUGUGUUCGAAAUGUAAGGAAAAACCCUAUCGCUUCUGACACGCUGACAUUGCACUUUAUCUAGGAAGGAUGGGUUCAAAAGUAAAUGCUUUUUUUACUUUUGAAUUUCUCUAGUUUGGGCCUAUUACAGUAUAAUGUAAAAUGUUAUCAUUAUACUACUGUAUCUAUAUGCACACUGUUAUUUUCAUUUUAAUAGCAUCUUGUC
Molecule: messenger RNA, 1546 nt
Organism: Triplophysa rosa
Lineage: Eukaryota; Metazoa; Chordata; Actinopteri; Cypriniformes; Nemacheilidae
Gene: unc119a1
Product: unc-119 homolog a (C. elegans)
Exons: 5
Coding region: 392-883 (163 amino acids)
Biological process (GO): lipoprotein transport; nervous system development; visual perception
Cellular component (GO): spindle midzone; centrosome; intercellular bridge
Molecular function (GO): lipid binding
Source: RefSeq, a predicted model, not a curated record